This is a messenger RNA of Oncorhynchus tshawytscha (Chinook salmon), 1701 nucleotides long. It is a transcript of the gene mims1a, whose product is annotated as family with sequence similarity 210 member Aa. Gene Ontology annotation, cellular component: mitochondrion. The transcript has 4 exons. NCBI's taxonomy places the organism in Eukaryota, Metazoa, Chordata, Actinopteri, Salmoniformes, Salmonidae. The coding region runs from base 235 to 1167 and encodes 310 amino acids. The record is from RefSeq and is a predicted model, not a curated record.
AAAAUGUUGCUAACUAACCAACGACGUGCGUACCUUGAUCAUUGAGUUUUGGUACACAAGUCCAAUGGAACGCUGCGUUCGCCUUGCAUUAUUGGGUUGCAGAAGCAAUUGCAGUGCGUUCGGAAAUCGGAACAACUGGAUCAACUUUACUGAACCGUUAUUCAACUAAGGUAGCUAUGGCAUUGUUCUGUUUUACACAUUCAACAUGCACCAAGUAUUACAGUAGUCGCGUUAAUGUCAUCCAUUGUUGAGAAAAAAUUGAACUUUUCUGAUCACAUCAAUAAAACGUGUGAAUACAAAAACGCUCAUUGGAACCAAGUGUGUGUAGUGUGUUGUUUUGCUACAGAGGGUGGACUUGGCAGCAACCGUAAGAAGAUGCAGCAUCUCUUUAACCAGAGAGCGUUGUGGCAAUCAGCUGCCCUGCGCUCCAUGCUUCUGGGCCCAGUUACCUUGCAGCCGUCCACUAUCUUGGGUCCACGGAUGGCCUCCUACUUCCUCAGGAACUCUUGCCUCAUCCCCAGCCCACGCUGGGUGAGCACAUCAGGAGCAGUGUGGACCACAGCACCCCGUAAGUCCACCACAGAAGAAGGCCAUAGCCAGGCUGACCCAGGCCAGGAGGAUAUCCUGGGGGACCGGUCCAUUGGGCUGGUCCAGAGGUUCAGGAGAACUCUAAAGCAGUAUGGGAAGGUCAUGAUUCCCCUUCACCUCAUCACCUCUUCCAUGUGGUUUGGGACGUUUUAUUAUGCUGCCAUGCAGGGUAUAAAUGUGGUUCCGUUUCUGGAGUAUGUUGGAUUCCCGGAGAAGCUUGUUAAGCUGUUGGAGCAUUCCCAGAGUGGCUAUGCACUGACUGCGUAUGCCAUGUACAAGAUUGCCACCCCAGCCAGGUACACCUUGACAUUAGGGGGGACAUCCCUCUCGAUCAGGUACCUCCGUAAACAUGGCCACAUGACCACCCCACCGCCUGUUAAGGAGUAUCUGCAGGACAAGAUGGAGGAGACCAGGGGACGCCUUUCUGAGAAGAUGGAGGAGACCAAGGACAGGUUCUCUGAGAAGAUGGAAGAGACCAGAGAUCGUCUGUCGGGGAGGAUUGGGGAUAACAAGGACAAGUUGGCAGAGAAACUCCAAGAGACCAAAGACAAAGUGUCUUUCAGAAAGAAGCCGGAGUAGAUAACAUGUUAAUUCCUGGAUAUAAUUAAGUAGAUGUUCAUAUGGCCACUAUAGCCCUUCAAAAGGAUGGGUGGACACAUCACCCUAAACUGACUUCAUCAGACACCAUACUCAUAACAUCUAAGCAUUUCUCUUCUCACCUCCACGUCUGCUUGACUGCAAAUAGUAGGCUGCUGCACCUGCUCAAAUAGCAAAGGUUACAUUGGAUCUGGUAAGUAAGGAGAAAAAUAGUUAUAUGAAGUUAAAAGUAGGAAAAAGGGUGCUAUAUUUUCUGGGAAAUAUUUGGAUGAAGGAGUGAUUCCAGAAGAACAUGGUAUGUGUGGUAGAGGAGUGGGCUUUGAAUUGUUUCACUGCAGAAGUAGACUAUUAAACACUUAAUGUCCCCAGUCAGUCACAACCACAACAUUCACACUGGCUCAUGUUACAAGAAGGUUGUUGUUUUUACAAUGUUAUAUUGAGAGAUGUAUCUGAAAUAUGAAAAAGUACUUGUUGUCCAUUGGCUUUCCAAUUAAAACAACUGUUCAGUAAGAUGUG